Molecule: messenger RNA, 606 nt
Organism: Ixodes scapularis (black-legged tick)
Lineage: Eukaryota; Metazoa; Arthropoda; Arachnida; Ixodida; Ixodidae
Exons: 2
Coding region: 1-606 (201 amino acids)
Source: RefSeq, a predicted model, not a curated record
AUGCAGGUUGCUGUGGUGUCCAUGCUUGUCUUCUUGUCGGUAACCCGAAAUUCUGAAGCUUACAGCAUCCACCUCAACCUCUCGGAAGAAUCCAGCAGCGACCUGUCCGUGACCCGGAACCUCCCAGUCGCCAUCCUCCCUUUGGCUCUGGGCCUCAUCGGACCCCUAGUGGCAGUAUUCUUCGGCAGCCUAAAACCCGUACUCCUGGCCCUUGGCCUCGUGUACCUCCUCUUAUUUGGCCUCACUUUCAUACCCACGCUGGGCGCCAUCGUGCAGACUGGCUUCCGCGCCUUCGGCGACACCCUGACGGCCGCCAUACCUCCGACCAUCGGUGAAGACCUACUCAAAGUCACCGGACUCGAUGCCGAAGAGUGCCGUACCAGGGCAGUCUGCGAGAUCACCGAAGACGCUGUCCAGCGCUAUCCCACCGUUGCGGCCAUGUUGAGGUCGCUGAGUGGGGCUGUCAGGGCUCAAGAUGGCUCCAAGUUCGUGCUCAAGGGACUGUUGGGUGGCCUCUCUGGCCUUGGGUGCGAGUCGCUCUACGCCACCUGCAAGCAGUCUCCGUUUGAGAGGGUUCUCAAGGCUCUGUACGAUCCAGCUGUUUGA